Messenger RNA from Scatophagus argus, 1086 nucleotides. It is a transcript of the gene xpa, whose product is annotated as xeroderma pigmentosum, complementation group A. Gene Ontology annotation, cellular component: nucleotide-excision repair factor 1 complex. Bases 116 to 943 code for a protein of 275 amino acids. Lineage: Eukaryota; Metazoa; Chordata; Actinopteri; Scatophagidae. The transcript is spliced from 5 exons. Gene Ontology annotation, molecular function: damaged DNA binding. Gene Ontology annotation, biological process: nucleotide-excision repair involved in interstrand cross-link repair; UV-damage excision repair; nucleotide-excision repair, DNA damage recognition. The record is from RefSeq and is a predicted model, not a curated record.
CUGACAGUUUUAUAACAACAGUCCAACGCUGCGCUUUGAAUGGAACAAAACUCUGGAGUUUCGAGUCAGGGUUUGUUUAUUAUCCUAUGUAGUGAUCGCUGAUUGAGAGAGCAGGAUGGAACCAUCAGAGCCAGGGGGGCUGGAUGCUGCCGAUCCCGGUCCAAAACAGAAUCCCAAACCCGAGCUUUCUGCAGCGAUGCGAGCUAAAAUCGAGCGUAACCGGCAGCGGGCGUUGAUGCUCCGGCAAGCAAGACUGGCGAGCCGCCCUUUGUCGACUGUGGAGGGCGCAACCUCGGCCAAAGUGUCCAAAACAAUCGACUCCGGUGCCGGCUUCUUCAUCGAGGAGGAGGAGGACGGAGAGGAAGAGCGGAGAACGAGGAAUGUUGUGCAUCAGCCAGCUCCAGUGAUCGAGCCAGAUUACUUGGUGUGUGAUGACUGUCAAAAACCCUUUAUGGACUCGUACCUCAGUAACAGCUUUGACCUGUGUGUCUGUGACAAGUGCAGAGACAAUGAGGAGAAGCACAAGCUAAUCUCCAGAACUGAGGCCAAGCAGCAUUACCUACUGAAGGACUGUGACCUGGACAAGAGAGAACCUCCACUCAGGUUUAUACUAAAGAAAAACCCUCAUAACCCACGCUGGGGAGACAUGAAGCUCUACCUCAAACAGCAGGUGGAGAAGCGAUGUGUGGAGGUGUGGGGCUCACAGGAGGCUCUGGAGGAGGCCAGAGAGACGAGGGAAGAGAACAGAGAGGUGCAGAGACAAAAGCGCUUCAACAAGAAGGUCAAAGAGCUGCGCAGGGCGGUGAGGAGCAGCAUGUGGACCAAAGACACCAGCAUUCACCAACAUCAGUAUGGACCAGAGGAGAUGGUGGAUCCAGAGGAGGACCUCUAUAAGAAAACCUGCACCACCUGUGGACAUGAACUCACCUACGAGAAGAUGUAGACACACUCACAUGCCAGCGCUGCCAGUUACAAGGAAAACAUGAUUAUCAGGAACAAAGUUGCCUCUCAGAAACUCCUAUUUUUCUACUUUUCUUCUGGCAUUUGUUUUUUUAUCUCAUUAAUAAAAUUGGAUCACAUACAAGG